Hypomesus transpacificus is the source of this 1278-nucleotide messenger RNA. It is a transcript of the gene ccdc167, whose product is annotated as coiled-coil domain containing 167. The record is from RefSeq and is a predicted model, not a curated record. NCBI's taxonomy places the organism in Eukaryota, Metazoa, Chordata, Actinopteri, Osmeriformes, Osmeridae. Bases 99 to 404 code for a protein of 101 amino acids. The transcript is spliced from 4 exons.
AUCACGGAGAAGCGUUGCAUGAUGACGUGACCAGUGGCUUCAGAUAGGUUUUCCCAGAGCUUUCCCAGGGUUUUCAACCAUAUGUUUUAUUAAGAAAAAUGACGAAAUCAAAGCAGAGAAAACAAGAAAAAAUCAGCGUUGCUAGCGAAAUCGAUCGUGUGGAGGAAAGAAAGUCUCGUUGUCAGGACAAUCUCGAGAGGGCCGAGUACAGGAAGAGGCGAGAGGAGUUGUCCGAACAAGACAGGCAAGCCUUGGAGGAUGAAAUGACUAUAAUGAAUGACAGGAUGAUCAAACUCGAUAAGGAGCUGGAAGUGCUGAGAGGAGAGAACAGGAGGAACAUGAUGCUGUCCGUGGCUCUGUUGGCCAUCAGUGCUCUCUUCUACUACGGCUUUGUCUAUUACUGAUGGAAGACUCAGGACUACAUCCCCCAUCAAGACCAAGGACUGCCAUGGCAGCUACGGACUACAAGUCCUUCGUCAUGCCUUGACCAUGCAUUGCCUCACUCCCAAACCAUACCAAAAACAAGCUGCUGCCGUCAAGCACGACAGAAUGUACAUAUCUGAUCUGGGGGGUCUCGAUAUGUCGAGUGACAACUAAAUAGAAUAGUUGAUAGCUGAGAUGUCAUAUCGGCUUUUGACAGAUGUGAGCUUUGCCAACGGUGGACCACUUAUGGAAGCACAAUAAUGGAUGUGGAGGUUGGACCUGAAUGCUUUUGUGCCCUCUCCUUUCAGUUGCAGCAGCUACAUUAUGAUCUAUUAUAUCAAAGGAUUUAUCAUUGUGUUGGUGUUGUUGUUGUAUAUGAUGGCUUCAUAUGAAUGUCUUGCUUCUCAAGGAUCGCCAAACUUUCAUCAUACAUAUACUGUAUACACACAUACGUCAUAUGCUUGAUUGUCUUUCAAGUCCCGCACGCUGUGUAUCGUGCUGGAAAAUGACAUCACAAUGUUACACACCCACACCAACAACCGAUUGUCUACAUAAUUGACCUACAGUAAGCCUAAAGGCCUUCAUUUUAUGAUUUUACUUGUCUUUAAACAGUUCACUUGUCGUUUGUUUUAAGCAUGCAAGGACUAGACUUCUACCUGCAGCUGUCUAGAUCACAUGACCUGUACCUGCCGCAUUCAAGGUAUUUUUUAAUUUCAUCAAUUUAUCCCUUGGAUUCAAUUCAUCACAAUGUACAAUGUGUUUUCACUCAAUUAAACCACCACAAGUGCAUGCAUGAUUUUGUAAUGUAAUUUGUUAUCUUAUAAAUGGAAAGCAAUAAAGAAUGUAUUCAAAAGA